GAGGUGAUCAAGGGCCACAUUAUGCUGUGGGGCUCAGGAAUCACCCACAGAGAGGACCCACAGUUACUUUCUGGAUCACUAGACUUACUCUGGGGAGAGCCCCACGAGUUCCCCACACGUAUCCCUGUUCCCUGGGAGGUCUUCAGAGAAAAGCAGUGAAGGACUCCAGCCUCAGUUUCUUGCUCGAUGAAAUGGGCUCAGUGAGUCCCCAGGUGCAGGACUGAACAGACCAGCGGGCCUCGCGCCCUGGCACUGGACAGUCCGUCCCCGAUCGCUGGACCCUGCGGCGGAGGUGUCCUGCCUGCCCGGUUCCGGCGCACCUGUCAUUCCCGGGGUUUCUGUCCCUGGAGUGUCCAGGCUCCGCCCCUCUCCUCCCCCCUCACCAAUAAGACGCGCCCGGGUUGCGCGGGCCCAGAGCCACAGCGCUGCGCUCGGUCCGGCUGCGCCCAGGCCCCGCGCAGAUGGAGCCCGCGGCCAGGCGCCGGCGCAGGAGUCGUCAGCUGGUGGCCGCCUUCCUGCGCGACCCCGGCUCGGGGCGCGUCUACCGGCGGGGGAAGCUUAUCGGCAAGGGUGCCUUCAGCCGCUGCUACAAGCUGACGGACAUGUCCAACAGCGCCGUGUUCGCCCUCAAGGUGGUGCCCCGCAGUGGGAGCGGUGCAGGGCGUCUGCGCCCCAGGGGGAAGGUGGAGCGAGAGAUCGCUCUGCACAGCGGCCUCCGCCACAGCAACAUCGUGGCCUUCCACGGACACUUUGCCGACCGCGACCACGUGUACAUGGUGCUGGAGUACUGCGGCCGCCAGUCGCUGGCCCACGUGCUCAAAGCGAGGCAGACCCUGACGGAGCCCGAGGUGCGCUAUUACCUGCGGGGCGUGGUCAGCGGCCUGCGCUACCUGCACCAGCGGCGCAUUGUGCACCGGGACCUGAAGCUCAGUAACUUCUUCCUGAACAACAGCAUGGAGGUGAAGAUCGGAGACCUGGGGCUGGCUGCCCGGGUGGGGCCCGGGGGCCGCUGCCACAGAGUGCUCUGCGGGACCCCGAACUUCCUGGCCCCAGAGGUGGUGUCCCGGAACGGGCACACGUGCCAGUCGGACAUCUGGGCCCUGGGCUGUGUCUUGGACUUGGCAUCUGUACAUGCGUCAUCACAAUUCCUCCUUUUAAGAGGUGGGAUCAGAAAUGGUGACCGCUGCAGCCGAGCGCCACCCAGCGGAAAGGCAGCUCAUAAACACGGGGCGCUGCCUCCACCCACGCUAUGCACAGGAUUUCCCACCAUGAACUUCUGGUUCUCCCUCACAGUCAAAAUGGCCAUGAGAGGAAAACGUUUUGAAUCCAUUCAGGACAUAGAGGCAGCUGGGACAACACAACGAAAGACCCUCAUGAAAGAGAGCGCCAGAGCUGCUUCAGAAAGCAGGUACACGGCGCUCACCGGCAGUCCGCCCUUCCCUGUGGCACCCCCCUCGGAGAUGUAUCAGAGCAUCCUCGAUGGCCGCUACCCAGAGCCUGCCCACCUGUCGCCCAGUGCACGCCACCUCAUUGCCCGCCUCCUGGCACCCAACCCGGCCGAGCGGCCCAGCCUGGACCAGCUGCUCCAGGAUGACUUCUUCACGCAGGGCUUCACCCCAGAGCGCCUGCCACCCCAUUCCUGCCACAGCCCCCCCAAUUUCGCAGUCCCCCGGCCUCUGGACAGCCUCUUCCGGAAGGUGGGCCGGCUGCUGCUCGCUGAGUGCCGGCUACCCCGCCCCUUCACCCCCAAAGAGGACUCCGGUGCAGGAGCAGAGGGGCUAGAACCAGAUCCCAUGGAGCGGGGCGGUGAGGUGGCUCUAUCUGAGAGAAGGGCUCCCGACCCCGAGGGCCCUGUGCACCUGCUCACGCAAGGGGCCCUCCGGAGCGACCCGGCAGGCCCUGAGGGGAGCCCACGGCUGGAAGUGGAGGCGGCCAUCAGGAAGCUUCAGCUGUGCCUGAACGCCGGUCCUGCGGCCACAUGGGACCCCCCAGGGGAGCAGCAGCCUGUACUCUGUGCCCCCAUGUGGGUGGAUUAUUCCAGCAAGUACGGCUUUGGCUACCAGCUGUCGGACGGAGGCAGUGCAGUCCUCUUCCGAGAUGGUACCCACAUGGCCCUGCGCCCCCCAGGAAGGGGUGCGGCUGGACGGGAAGGUGUGCACAGGCCUGGGGCACCUAGGACAGAGACACACACACCCCCUCACCUCCAGCCAAGUCUGCUACCUGCCCACCCGCGGGAAGCUGGAGUUGUUCACCCUGAGGGACGUGCCAAGCUGGCUUGGUGCCAAGCUCGCUGUCCUGCGGCUCUUUACCUGCUACAUGCAGAGGCGACUUCGAGAGUCUGUCCGCAGGAGGGGGCCCCACCAGCGCCCCCGCCGCCUGCCGCCCCGGGCCUUUGCCUGCUGCGGUUCUUUGUGUCGCCGCAGGUGCUUCUGCUGCUGUUCAGCGAUGAGACCGUGCAGAGCCCCGUGUCCCCCGCCCGUGUCCGUGACUGGCUCCCCCCCCUGCAGGCCAGCUUCAGCGGCACCCAGGCCCGGCUGGUGCUGAGCGGGGCAGGCGAGGACCUGCGGCUCACCCUCGGGCAGCCUGGCCGGCCCUGCACCUCCUGCUCGCUGAGCGCCCUGCGCAUGCGCGGCUGCAGCCCCGCCACCCGCCAGCGCCUGUGCCUCGCCCUCCGCGUGCUGCAGAGCAGCUAGGCCGAGGCCUCGGCGCCUCGGCGGUGUGGACCCAACUCGGCUCUGCUCCCAGGGCAGGGGUCCUCGCCUUGAGGCAUGACUGUUCCCCCAGACUCCUGGGACAUGUUCUUUUCUCAUUAAAGAAAACUUGGC
This is a messenger RNA of Chinchilla lanigera (long-tailed chinchilla), 2825 nucleotides long. RefSeq names its product polo-like kinase 5 (gene Plk5). The transcript is spliced from 16 exons. Gene Ontology annotation, biological process: protein phosphorylation; regulation of cytokinesis; mitotic cell cycle. NCBI's taxonomy places the organism in Eukaryota, Metazoa, Chordata, Mammalia, Rodentia, Chinchillidae. Gene Ontology annotation, cellular component: nucleus; centrosome; cytoplasm. Gene Ontology annotation, molecular function: protein binding; ATP binding; protein serine/threonine kinase activity. The record is from RefSeq and is a predicted model, not a curated record. The coding region runs from base 462 to 2693 and encodes 743 amino acids.